UCCAUAUUUUAUCAACAUUUUUUUUUAUGUGUAUUCCAACUUACUUGCAAGUUCAAGGUGAUAGUGUUGAACCUUCAAAUAGUAAUCGUGCUAGUUCUUUAAAUGUUCAAGGUGAUAGUGUUGAACCUUCAAAUAGUAAUCGUGCUAGUUCUUUAAAUGUUCAAGGUGAUAGUGUUGAACCUUCAAAUAGUAAUCGUGCUAGUUCUUUAAAUGUUCAAGGUGAUAGUGUUGAACCUUCAAAUAGUAAUCGUGCUAGUUCUUUAAAUGUUCAAGGUGAUAGUGUUGAACCUUCAAAUAGUAAUCGUGCUAGUUCUUUAAAUGGUAAGUAAAAAGUUAUUGCAUUUAAGUUAAUAUUACAGAAUAAUACUUAAUGUU
Molecule: messenger RNA, 375 nt
Organism: Daktulosphaira vitifoliae (grape phylloxera)
Lineage: Eukaryota; Metazoa; Arthropoda; Insecta; Hemiptera; Phylloxeridae
Exons: 11
Coding region: 27-329 (100 amino acids)
Source: RefSeq, a predicted model, not a curated record